GAGAGAGAAUGGGAGAGAGGCAGUGAGGAGGGGGAUAAGGAGAGAGAGGGGUGGGAAAAGAGUGAGAGAGGCAGAAAGAAGAGAGACAGAGAACUUGUGACUUGAUAAAAAAAAGGGCAGGUACCAGAGGCAGACGGACCAUGAAGGCAGGUGUGGGACUCGUCUCUGCACUGGCUCUCUUCCUCCUGAUGGGGGCAGUGUUUACCCAGAGAACUCGGCCCAAGAAACCAAUUAAACGGCCCCAAACCACCAAAAGACCCACUUUCCAUUUGCCUACCCCCCCACCUGGGCAGCCUGAACCCCAGGAGCCCACUGACUUCCCCCCACCCAUCCUGGGCCCCCCCUCCAGCUUCCCUGACUGCCCCCGUGAGUGCUUUUGCCCCCCCUCCAUACCCAAUGCCCUGUAUUGUGAAAACCGAAACCUCCGCGAGGUCCCGCUCAUCCCGUCAAGAACUCACUACCUAUACCUGAGUAAUAACUACAUCUCCAAGGUGACAGCGGAACCAUUCCGCAAUGCCAGUGAGCUGCGUUGGGUCAACCUAGCCAACAACCGCAUCCAACGCUUCGAUAAACAGGUGUUUGAGAAGCUGCCGAGGCUGCUGUACCUCUACGCAGAUCGUAACCAGCUGAAGGAGGUACCAGAUGACCUUCCAGUGGGCCUGGAGCAGCUCUGCCUCAGCAGGAACCAGAUCUCCAAGAUCCCCUCAGGGGCCUUCGGCAACAUGGAGCACCUGACCCUGCUGGACCUCCACCACAACAAGCUGAGUGACAGUGACUUAGGGAUGAACACCUUCAAGGACCUGAAGAACUUGAUGCAGCUCAACCUGGCCCAUAAUAUCUUGAGGAAGAUGCCUUCCAGUGUUCCCACUGGCAUAUCACAACUAUUUCUGGACAAGAACAGUAUAGACGACAUCCCUAGGGACUACUUCCAAGGCUUCACUAACCUGGCGUUUGUCAGGUUGAACUAUAAUCAGCUGAGUGACAAGGGUGUUCCCAAGGCUGUGUUUAAUGUGUCGUCUCUACUGGACCUGCAAAUGUCCCACAACCAGUUGUCCUCUGUGCCCCUGUUCAACCCUCACCUGGAGCAUCUGCACCUUGACCACAAUAGCAUCGAGAGUAUCAAUGGCACCCAGCUCUGUCCCUUUAACCUGCAGUCCGACAGUUUUAGUGAUGAUGCCCUGAUACCCCGACUAAGGUACCUGCGUUUGGACGGAAACCACCUGAGCCCUCCUGUCCCUAUUGAUGUCAUCUUGUGCUUCAGACACCUUCACUCCAUUGUCAUCUAAAGACGCCUGGCCUGGCCUGCACACAAACAGACACACACACACACAUACACACACACAAACACAUACACACACACACACUCUGGGGUAAUGCACACCUCGUACACUCAGUACACAGUUGCCAUGCUAUAGUUGGAGUGUAUACUUCCAGAGUGUUUACCUAUUUGGUGACGUUGCAUCACUCAAGAUCAUAUCCAGAAGUAUUAUUAUUAUUAUCUUAAUAAUAUAAUAGCAAAUAGCCUGUGAUAGCACAUUUUUGUGUUUUGUUUUUCCAAAUAAUUCCAUCCUUUCAAAGCUCAUGUCAGAUGAUGCCUACAAGGAGUAACCUGAAUGUAUCCAGCUUUGAUCACUCAAAUAUAAGAAUUAAUUAGGUCAAUGCUGCCAGUUGACAGCAUCAGGGCAUACAGAAUAUGUAUGAAGCUGAAAAUCAACCAGUUACAUAGUCUCCUUGACGCAUGGAUUUUGUUGUUUUCGCUAAGUUUUGUUAAUAGUUAGUAAUAAGGAUACAGUAGUGGUAAAGAACAACAACUUCAGAAUAAGUGAUGCCUUGAAAAUAAAGGUACAUUGACUGACAUGCUACAGAUGUGCAGAGAAGGUUUGAUUAUGGUGUACCAUAGGACUUGAAUGUCCUGAAUGUACUGAAACACCACAUGGGGGCAAGUCUGCCUACAGGUGAAUAUAGAAGUGGAGCAUGACUACCGUGUAGUUGAAAAUGUCCUUGAGGUACCUAUGUUUUUAAGGUGAUUUGUUCAGAAUGAUGAUUGUAUCCUUGUUUGUAUAAAGCAGAUGUUCAAAUAAAAGCGAUUAAAACCUG
Molecule: messenger RNA, 2097 nt
Organism: Hypomesus transpacificus
Lineage: Eukaryota; Metazoa; Chordata; Actinopteri; Osmeriformes; Osmeridae
Product: proline/arginine-rich end leucine-rich repeat protein
Exons: 7
Coding region: 141-1286 (381 amino acids)
Molecular function (GO): protein binding
Source: RefSeq, a predicted model, not a curated record